GCCAUGCGGAGGAGAGGGAAUGAGCAGGAAGAUGGAAGGCUUUUUUCCUGUGGACCGGUGCCAUAUCAGACUUGAAAGAAAACGACCGAGCAGGUAAGAAACUGCUAAGCCCCUCCAAUCCAAGCACUUCUUCUUGGAGGGCUUGCAGGAGGAGGAGGAGGAGGAGGAGGAGGAGGAGGAGGCUUGUCUCGGAGAGAGCCGCUGGGCCACACAGCGCGACUCCGCACUCCGUGCGGAAUCGCAAGGCUUGGAUUCCAUCCAACAUCCGCCUUCGCAAUAAAAAACGAUCAACGCCCACAGAAAGUGAAGCGGCCUUUGCUCCAGGCGGCGUGGAUGUCAUGCACCCUGUGCCCUUGGGCGAAAGCUGGAGGAAACAAGCGUCGAGGUGGUUCGGUCAAUCCAAACCUGCACCAGAGGUCAUCAUCGAUUGGCGCUAGCAGCAUGAUCAGGGAGGAGGAGCAACAGGAGCGAGAAGGAGGGAGGAGGCAGGAGGAGGAGGAGGGGAAGGACGACGAGGAGGGAAAAGGAGGCAGGGAACAAGGUGGGGAAGAGAGAAUAACGCCGAUGACCUCUCGUGCAACUGACUUACAGGAGCACUGGCCAAUAUUGGGCCCUGCUGCUCCUUCAAAAUUUAGACAAAUGCUGGAGACGGCGGUCCCGAUUGGCGCGCAGAUGAAGGCGUAGCUGCAUGCCAACUGCCACUGCGGAAUAUCAUCCGUGAUCCCACGAUGUAGCGACGUCGCACCCAGCCGUCGGAUCCGCUCGUGCCAGCAGUCGUACGCACCCCAUCCCUCACCACCCUGGGAGCGGGGGGGACGAGGAGGAGGAGGAGGAGGAGGAACAGGGGGGGGGGAGGGGAGGAGGAGGAGGAGGCGGAGGAGGAGGCCGAGCGUCCUCAAGAGAGAGUCCCUAGAUCAUUACCCGCCCACUCUAACGACGAGGGACAGACCUGCCUCCAAAAGGGAAAUCAACAGCGUGCCGCGCAGCCUCGGCGAUCGAGCGAGGGUGAGCGACUCACAGAUGCCAGCACGUCCCUGUCCUUUCCCACCCACUCUACGGCGAGGGACAGAGCUGCCUACAGAAGGGAAGUCAACGGCGUGCCGCUCACGCCUUGGCGAUCGAACAAGCGAUCGAGAGAGGGAACGGCUCACAGAUGCCAGCACGCCUCUCCUAGUGGAGGACACGGCCCUUGCACUAAGAGGAUAGAGUCGAGCCAAAGCAGCGCACGCUGUGCAUGGAUCUGGUCUGCCCCUGGGCCCUGACUCUUCGAUUCGAAUGUUAGAUUGUCUUGAUUCAUCCCCACGCCACAGCACGUCGCCGCACGUCGAAGCAGCGAGAGCAGCACCAAACCAUGCUGCUCCACACUUUGAAACCUGUCGGCUGUCUGACGGCUGCAAUAUCUCCUGACCGAGAGGAGAGGAGGACCAGGAAUGAACAGGUCAAGGGAGUGAAGCAGGCGAAGACUCAAGUGAUCUGCCCCUGGUUGGAACUGCUGCUCAAGGACAAAACAGAUUUUGUAUGAAGUUGCUCGAGCGGACAGGACGCCCUAAACAUCCGGGGUCGAACUCACUUUUGGAUCUCGCGCGACCUCCAACAACUUGAAGCCGCCUCUGAACAGCUGCGCUGCACUAGUCUGUGGCUGUACAUCUGUCUUCAGCAGAAGUGGCUGACCUAGUGCACUCCAGUCAGGCUCAGGUUCAGUGUAGCGUGGUGCAGCGGACUGCGAAGCCCGCUGCGCUUCGGAGCUCAUGUGACAGUGACCCUGAAAGAAGAGAAGAGAAGAGAAGGGAAGGGAAGAGAAGAGAAGGGGAGGGGAGAGGAGAGGAGAGGAGAGAACAAAAGAGAAGAGGACCGCGGGCCGACCUACCCCUCUCACCGGCGCGGGCAAGCUCCAUCCUCUGGCGCACCUCAACAACUGCAGCGGCUCGAAUGAGCCCGCGUCGUUGUGGGGUCAGAGAAAAUAGCACGCGUUGCCAGCCAGCCGGCGUGUGGUAGGGGCGUGCACUCUGGUCGUCCAGCGUCGUGCGGACACGACUGACAUCGAAGUAUGGACCACUGUUGCCGUGGAUGCCGAAACUGCGUCGUAGGGCGAAGAGAAACGGGGAGCUGAAAUAGCUUCGUUUGCAGGGGCACAAAGCACCGCAUGGAACACUGAGGUACAGGAAUGACUGCGAGCAAGACCUCCAGGAGCAUUCGAGCUCCU
This is a messenger RNA of Prorocentrum cordatum, 2203 nucleotides long. The record is from the annotation of a GenBank genome assembly. Lineage: Eukaryota; Dinophyceae; Prorocentrales; Prorocentraceae.